Metschnikowia bicuspidata var. bicuspidata NRRL YB-4993 is the source of this 348-nucleotide messenger RNA. It is a transcript of the gene MRP2, whose product is annotated as mitochondrial 37S ribosomal protein uS14m. Gene Ontology annotation, biological process: translation. Gene Ontology annotation, cellular component: mitochondrial small ribosomal subunit; ribosome. The transcript has a single exon. The record is from RefSeq and is a predicted model, not a curated record. Gene Ontology annotation, molecular function: structural constituent of ribosome. The coding region runs from base 1 to 348 and encodes 115 amino acids. Lineage: Eukaryota; Fungi; Ascomycota; Pichiomycetes; Serinales; Metschnikowiaceae.
AUGCCCUUCAGAUUCCCCGUAAAGUUUCAGCUUCCGCAACAUUGCUACCUCAAUGGAAGAGUUAUCAAAGACCAUUUCAAAAGACUUCAGUAUGCCGAGCAUGAGGUCACAAGAAAGGCGUUGAAGUACAUCGCAAGAAACACUGAAUUACCUGCCAAGGCCAGGUUGGAGGCACAAUUACAGCUCACGGCCAUGCCACAUUAUACAAGCAUAACCCAGAUCAAAGAUAGGUGCAUUGCUUCUGGUCACUCUAGGGCCGUCAUUUCUGACUUCAAGUUGAACAGAACUGCUUUCAGAGAAAGGGCCAGGGCCGGGCAGAUCCCAGGUGUCACCAAAGCCUCGUGGUAG